AUGUCCUUGUCUCCUUUUAAGAGUGAAAAGAUGAAUCUUCAUUCCAACACAACUCAUGGGAGUACAAAAAAAACACAAUUUAAAGCUCAACCAGUAGGAGGAGGAGGAGCCAAUGUCGAAGAACGUGAAGCCUUAGGGUCCUCUUCUUCUUCAAAUUCUUCAAAGAAAUUUCGAUAUAUUUGUGUGUUAGAUUUUGAAGCUGUCUUUUCAGAAGAUUGUAAAACGAAUCGAAAUUAUGACAUGGAAAUUAUAGAGUUCCCAUCCGUUCUAUUGGAAUAUGAAUCUAGUAACAAACUUCGAGUCGUGGAUCAAAUUCAAAAUUAUGUUCAAACUCGAAGAAUUCCAAAAUUGAAUUCUGAAUGUACAGCUCUGACUGGAAUUACUCAAGAAAUGGUCAAUUCUGGAGUCACGUUUGAGGAAGCCUUAAAACUUCAUACAGAAUGGCUUUCGAAACAUUUGAAUGGAGAGGAACCUUCUUCAUCGAAUGUAUUAAUGGCCACUUGUGGUGAUUGGGAUUUGAAAACAAUGAUUCCACAUCAAGUCUUUCAUGAAAAGAAGUGCAUUCCUCUCGUAAAAAGUCACUUGUCACAAUGGUGUAAUGUAAAAGACGUCUAUGGUAGAUUCAUGCAAAAACAAAAAGUCAAUGGAAUGCUUACCAUGUUAAAUGGUUUGAAUUUGGAACUUGAAGGAAAACAUCACAGUGGCAUUGAUGAUUGUAAAAACAUUGCUCGAGUGAUUUGUGAGCUAGUUUCGAAAGGAUGCUCUUUUGAUGUGACAGCUCGUUUGACAUGUAAACAUGGAGAAAGUUCACGAACGAAAAAUAGUCAGGUUCAGUAUAUUGAGUAUGAUCCAAAAAUUGCUCUAGACAAUUUUAUUGUGAUGAACAACAAGUGA
Messenger RNA from Naegleria lovaniensis, 894 nucleotides. RefSeq lists its product as uncharacterized. Gene Ontology annotation, molecular function: nucleic acid binding; 3'-5'-RNA exonuclease activity. Gene Ontology annotation, biological process: exonucleolytic trimming to generate mature 3'-end of 5.8S rRNA from tricistronic rRNA transcript (SSU-rRNA, 5.8S rRNA, LSU-rRNA). The coding region runs from base 1 to 894 and encodes 297 amino acids. The record is from RefSeq and is a predicted model, not a curated record. NCBI's taxonomy places the organism in Eukaryota, Heterolobosea, Eutetramitea, Acrasida, Naegleriidae. The transcript has a single exon.